ACCGGUUCUUCAGUGCACGAAGAUGCUCUAUAAAAGAGGUGCAGGUAGUUACAAGCAAAUGAGGUAUGCAGGACAUUUGUUUUAACCAUUUGAACUCCCGUGCACUUUUAGAUUGUCACAGCUGCAGGCCAUGAUGUUAUGUCUCUAUUGUAGUUUAGACAAUGGGUAACACCUCUUUUAUAUUGGUCCAAUGAAUGAAGCUCUAAAAAAAUCAUUUGUGAUUGGCUAAUGUCUGGAUGAACAGAAAAACUUUAUAGGGUGUUUGUCAUGGAGUAACUGCAUGAGAAUACAUAGCGCUCUUGAUUUUCAUGACUUAAAUUAUAGGUAUUUAAAAGGAUUUUAUGCUUUAGAUUGUUUUUCGUUCAGUCUACAAAUCUCGGUAUUAUAUCAAAUUGCUCGAUCCUGUUUCUGACUUGGCUAAAAUUAUGCCGCUACCUUAACCCAACAUUACUUCUUCAUUUGCAUGAGUUAGAACAUCAGGUCCCUGCAAAAUACAAAAGAGGAUGCCGUUUCUGAAAUAUGCAAUGAUAUUAUCAAAGUGUAACGCUGUGACCACAUGUGCAUGGAUGCUGCUUUCUUUGUUUCCUGCUGUUAUAGCUGGACAUGCAUUAUUUAACUGCAGCUCAGAUCAGACUAUUCGGCGAGGAAUGUCAGUCAAUAUCAGCUGUAACUAUAAACCAUCAAAUGACAGUGAAAGUUUCAUAGUGGAACUGCAAUCUAAUAGUGAAUUGUGCUCAGUAAGGAAAAUGAAAAAUUCAUGGACAGAACAGCUAUGUAGAAAUCACUGUAGGUUCAUUUGGAUUCAAGAAACUGCGCAAAUGGCAUUUGAGGUAUCAAAUCUGCAGAUAAAUGAUACUGGCAUAUACAGAUGUGUUGUGACAAGAUUCAUACCACCUCCUUCUGUGAUCUGAGAGAAGAAAGAACAUUUGUCCAAGUGAUUGCACAACCCACAGUGUCUGUGUCACAUGUAAGAGCAAUGGGUGGAUUUCCCAUGAUGCUAUGUAGCUCUGAGGGGUUUUACCCUUCUGCUCUAGACCAGAUGUGGAUUAGAAAUGGAGAAUUUCAGAACGCCUCUCUAACAUACAGCAUUAACCAAACCAACCCAGACAGAUCAUUCACCCUCCAUUCAUACUUGAAUAUAUCUGACUGUGUGAACUACUCUUGUUGGGUAAACCACUCAUCCCUGAGCCAACCAACAAUACUCCACAUGACUGAAUGUUACAGGAACGGAGAUGAAAAUGGAUGGAUUAUUCUGGUGACCUCAGCGCUGAUAAUUCUCACCAUACUGAUUAUCACAGUUGUGUGUGAGCGUUCCAGAAGAGCACAUCACAGGUCUCCUGUAAGAAUGAAUGACACACCUGCAUCUGAUCUCUAUUCUCACGUGGAGUAUGAAAUAUAUUCAGUGUUGGGUGACCAUCGUCCAGUCCCAUGCAGCCCUGUCAGAGUUCACUCAUCUCCACAAUAAACUCCAAAUGAAGACAUUUUACAUUGAUUGAUUUCCUGAUCCACUUCUAUCUUAUUCACUAACCUGAUAACAGCUUGUGGAUGUAAUAUAGAGUUAUAUAAUUUAUACAUGAUUAUUUAAUCAUGUAUAAAUUUGUCUGUAUAUGUAUUGACAAAAUAUAUGACACAUACAAAAUAUUAUUAGGCCUGUGUUCUUUCCUAGAUUCAGCACUUAAAAUCCAAUGAAAUAGCUUGCUGAGUUUUUCUUUACUGUGCUGGCUUAUUAAAAAAUGAAUACUUUAUUGAUGUCACAUGUACAUUAUUUGCAUGUUUUCCCUUGACCUAGAUCAACCUUGCAUGUAGACACUGUGUGGUUAAAAUAACCACUCAACGGUUUUCUGAAUACUUCAGGAAUAAAGUGUAAAUGAAAUGACUUGACCACGAUUAGCUGUUAAAGCCUGUAACAUGAAAUAUAUGAAUGGACAAUUAUGAAGGAGUUCAAAUGUAGUACAGGUAAAUAUGUUUUUUGCAUAGUUCUGAGAUUACAUUUAAUACCAGUUUAAAGCAGUGCUAGAAGAUCUUCAGUCAAAGGGCAUUCAACAUGAGGAAUCUCGGUUACACUGAAUGGCUGGUAUACUAUCCUAUUUAGAGUCUUAAUAAGCAUUCUUUUAAAGUAGAUAAAAUGUCAUGGCCAAACGAUAAAUAUAUGUAUCAAUGUAACAUUUUAUGUGAAAAGUUAGAAAAUCAGAUGUGUUAUAUCCAUUCUUUACUCUCUCUCUCUUUGUCAGGAUGUGCCGGAUUUUGGUCUGAUAUUCAAAGCAGUGAACCUUGGUAUUUUAACUCAUCUACUUUUACAAGAGAUACAAAUAGAAAAAGAUUACCCAGCAUGAGUGAUAAAAUAAAUUAAUAAAUUUUGUUGCAUCCUCUCUAUGAUCAGCCUGUCUUUGUCUGACCAGCAGUUCCACAGCUGUUAUUUUACAAAGCAAAUACAAUGAAAAAUCUUCCUAACAUAGUCUUGUGAUGUGA
Molecule: messenger RNA, 2469 nt
Organism: Cyprinus carpio (common carp)
Lineage: Eukaryota; Metazoa; Chordata; Actinopteri; Cypriniformes; Cyprinidae
Biological process (GO): immune response
Cellular component (GO): external side of plasma membrane
Source: RefSeq, a predicted model, not a curated record